Striga hermonthica is the source of this 798-nucleotide messenger RNA. The record is from the annotation of a GenBank genome assembly. NCBI's taxonomy places the organism in Eukaryota, Viridiplantae, Streptophyta, Magnoliopsida, Lamiales, Orobanchaceae.
AUGGCUUGCUACGCCGCAACUUCCGUGGCCGCCCUUCUAUCUCCCAACCCCAAAGCUUCGACGGCUGCCAGAAAUUCCCUCGCCCCUAGAUCUAUUUCGCUUGCUUCCUCGUUCUCCGGCGGACACUCCGCCGCCCGCGCAAUUCGCUCAUUCUCCACCAGCUUGUCCUCCUCCAAACGACGCAGUUUUGUCGUCCGGGCUAGUGAAGAACUUCCUCUGGUUGGAAAUACAGCUCCAGACUUCGAGGCAGAAGCUGUUUUCGAUCAAGAAUUUAUUAAGGUUAAACUCUCUGAAUACAUAGGAAAGAAAUAUGUUAUUCUCUUCUUUUACCCACUGGACUUUACCUUUGUUUGCCCCACUGAGAUCACUGCUUUUAGUGACCGAUAUGAAGAGUUUGAGAAGCUUAACACAGAAGUUCUUGGUGUAUCCGUGGACAGUGUGUUCUCUCACCUUGCAUGGGUCCAAACGGACAGAAAGUCUGGGGGUUUGGGUGAUUUGAACUAUCCAUUAAUUUCUGACGUGACCAAAUCAAUCUCCAAAUCAUACGGCGUACUGAUUCCCGAUCAGGGGAUUGCAUUAAGAGGACUAUUUAUUAUCGACAAGGAGGGAGUUAUUCAACACUCCACAAUCAAUAACUUGGCAAUUGGUCGUAGUGUUGAUGAAACACUCAGAACACUUCAGGCUUUGCAGUACGUGCAAGAGAACCCGGAUGAGGUGUGCCCGGCUGGAUGGAAGCCCGGGGACAAGUCCAUGAAACCCGACCCGAAGCUCAGCAAGGAAUACUUUUCUGCCAUUUAA